Dinoponera quadriceps is the source of this 3044-nucleotide messenger RNA. RefSeq names its product periodic tryptophan protein 2 homolog. The record is from RefSeq and is a predicted model, not a curated record. The coding region runs from base 76 to 2943 and encodes 955 amino acids. Gene Ontology annotation, cellular component: Pwp2p-containing subcomplex of 90S preribosome; small-subunit processome. Gene Ontology annotation, biological process: maturation of SSU-rRNA from tricistronic rRNA transcript (SSU-rRNA, 5.8S rRNA, LSU-rRNA); ribosomal small subunit assembly. The transcript is spliced from 15 exons. Gene Ontology annotation, molecular function: protein binding. Lineage: Eukaryota; Metazoa; Arthropoda; Insecta; Hymenoptera; Formicidae.
CCGAGUGUGUAACACGCGCAACGUGUUUUUGCGUGUUAAGUGUCUUGUAAAAUAUUUUAAAUUGUUACAAGGAAAAUGAAAUUCUCGUACAAGUUCAGUAAUUUACUUGGUACAGUUUAUCGUAAGGGGGAUCUACUCUUUUCUCCAGAUGGAUCAUCGGUUAUUAGUCCUGUGGGCAAUAGAAUUACAAUUUAUGACUUGAAAAAUAAUAAAUCUAUGACACUUCCUGUGGAAAGCAGAUAUAAUUAUGUUACUAUUGAUAUAUCACCAAAUGGUAGUAUAUUGGUUGCAAUCAAUGAAGAUGGCGAAACUCAUAUAAUAAGUCUGAUGAGCAAGAUUAUUUUACACAAAUAUAGAUUCAAGGGACGUCCAAAGCGUGUAAAAUUUUCCCCAGAUGGGAAAUAUUUUGCAGUUUGCAAAGGAGGCGGUGUUUUCGUCUUUAAUGCACCCUGUUUACAAAGUGGAGAUUAUAAUCCAUUUGUUAUGGCACAUUUUUUUCAUGGAUCUACUGCUGAAACAACCUGCCUCAGUUGGUCUUUUGACUCGAAACUAUUAGCGGUUGGUUCCAAGGAUACUACAAUAAAAAUCUAUAGUUUACAAAAAUGGGCGAAUUUUAGGUCAAUUACAUUGGGCUGCCAUUCUGAUGUGAUCGUAGGAUGUUUCUUUGAGAAUAAAAAUUAUGACUUAUAUACUAUUAGCAAAAACGGACGAAUUUGUAUCUGGGAGUGCACAAUUGACCCGGAUGAUUUAGUUGACUGGAAACCACGUAUAAAAAAGAGAAAGCCUGUAGAUAGCGACAGUGAAGAUGACGUUGAUACAAAAAAAGCUAUAGAGAAUCCAAAGGCCCGUACCUUAGAAGAUAGCUUAAUAGAAUCAGAGCGUUUGCUACAAGAUAAUGAUGUAGAAGGGGAAGCUGUAGGACAAGAUACUGUAGAAGAAAAUACUGCUGACGGAGCUGUCGAGGUCAGAAGGUUAGGUUUCAAGAAAUUGGCGCGUCAUUAUUUGUCGGAUGAACCUCGAAAGCAUACCAAGGAUGUAAAACUUACCGCAGCUGCUUAUCAUCGAGAUACUCGUAUAUUGGUCGUUGGAUUCAACAAUGGUUCAUUUUAUUUAUACGAAAUGCCCGACGUCAACAUGAUUCAUUCAUUGAGUAUUUCCCGACAGCGUAUUUCGUCAAUUGCGAUAAAUUCUACCGGCGACUGGAUAGCUUUAGGAUGCUCUUACGCUGGCCAAUUGUUAGUUUGGGAGUGGCAGAGCGAGACGUACGCAUUGAAACAGCAAGGACACCGAACCAACAUGAACUGUUUAGCGUACAGCCCGGACGGCCAGUACAUCGUGACCGGCAGCGACGAUGGAAAAAUGAAAUUGUGGAACACAGUGACUGGAUUUUGCACGCUCACGUUCCACGAGCACACCUCGUCGAUAUCGAGCGUUCUUUUCAGUCACAAUCGUAAAUUCGUCGCGUCCGCUUCACUAGAUGGGACCGUUCGCGCGUACGAUCUAGUGAGGUACAGAAAUUUUCGCACUCUCACUUCGCCGCGACCGGUGCAAUUUUCCUGUAUGGCGAUCGACAGAAGUGACGAGUUUCUCGCAGCGGGUGGCCAGGAUUUCUUUGACGUGUACUUGUGGAGCAUGAAACUCGGGAGUCUCUUGGAGAUACUCACCGGUCAUGAAGGGCCCGUUUCGAGUUUGGCAUUCGAUCCCACUAUUGCCAGUACAGAAUUGGCAUCUGUAUCCUGGGACAAAACACUGAAACUGUGGAACGCCAUUGAGCAUGGUUCUGCCCAUGAAACUAUACGGUUAACUUCCGAAGCGUUGUGCGUAGCUUACAAACCAAACGGGCGCGAAGUCGCGGUUUCCACGUUGGACGGGCAGAUUACGUUUUUCGAUUGUAAAACGGGCAGCCAAACGGCUUACAUCGAGGGCAGAAAUGACUUAGGCGCUGGUAGAUCGAAAACCGAUCUCAUUACGGCGAAAAAGAAUUUGCAGGGAAAAGCUUUCACCACUUUAAGCUACUCGGCCGAUGGUAUAUGCAUAUUAGCCGGUGGCCGCUCGAAAAACGUAUGCAUUUAUAACGUUGAAGUGUGCACGUUGCUGAAGAAAUACGAGGUCACUCAGAACAGAUCUCUGGAUGGCGUGGAUGAUGUUAUAAACCGAAGAUACAUGUCUCAAUUUGGAAACAUGGCUUUGCUUGAGCAUCGCGAGAGUGGAAAUAUAUCGUUGCAUUUACCGGGUGUUAGGACCGGUGAUAAGGCAAGCAGAAAGAUCAAACCAGAAGUGAGAGUACUCUGUUUACAGUUCUCUCCUACAGGGCAAGCAUGGGCUGCAGCGACAACGGAAGGUUUAUUAAUAUACUCCUUGGAUAUUGGAUUGAUAUUUGAUCCCUUCGAGUUGGAACUUGGAGUUACGCCAGACACUGUGAAAGAAAUGCUUGAAAAGCAAGACUACGCGAAAGCAUUGAUAAUGGCGUUGAAAUUAAACGAGAAGUUAUUGACACAACAAGUUCUAGAAGCUGUUCCAUACCAAAACAUCGGCUUAACGACGACGAAUAUAUCGGAUGUUUACAUAGAGAAGCUGUUAAAAUUUAUAGCGUCCGAAUUGGAAUCCACCAGACACAUACAUUUUUAUUUGCUCUGGAUAGAAACAAUCCUGACGAAACGUGGAUCACACAUCAAUAUCGCGCUUCAGACGCCAGUCUUAUUGAUGUUGCAGAAGAAUAUGCAAAAGAAAUACGACGAUCUGAGUAAAAUAUGCGAUUUUAACCAAUACACGUUAAAUUAUAUACUGAAGAUGGAAGAACUGAAACGGCCGAUGCAGUUAUCGGUAGAGUCAGAUGAUGACAUGACUGAUGAAAGUGAGGAAGAAAAAGAUCGUCGUUCCGAAGAUUGCAAGUGGAGCGAACCUUCCUCGGACGAAUGUUUAGAAAAUAUAGACAAAUGUUGAGAGAAAAAAAAACAUUUUAUUUUCCUACAUAUGCAAAUUCGCGGAAAUUUCGAUUACAAUGUAAUACGUGUGAAAUUUGUCAAUGACGAUAGUUUGUAAGU